Molecule: messenger RNA, 342 nt
Organism: Fraxinus pennsylvanica
Lineage: Eukaryota; Viridiplantae; Streptophyta; Magnoliopsida; Lamiales; Oleaceae
Source: the annotation of a GenBank genome assembly
AUGCAAAGUGACCCCUUCGAGUUUCUCAAUAACUUUCAAGGUUCUAAAAAAGGUGAUCACAUUGAAGGACUCUAUCGAGUCAAGAAGUAUUUCAACGAUUUUGGUUAUCUUGAUACUCUUGAUGCUAACUACAAGGAUGUAUUCGACGAUGCAUUGGAGUCUGCGGUUAAAACAUACCAACUCAAUUACAACCUUGAAAUUACUGGAAUUUUAGAUUCUCGCACAGUGUCAUUUAUGAUGUUGCCUCGAUGCGGGGUUCCCGACAUUAUCGAUGGUACUAAUGUAAUGUAUAGUGGUACCAAGUCCUCGAAUACUUCACAAUCUGCCAUUAUGGUUCGAUGA